This is a messenger RNA of Macrosiphum euphorbiae (potato aphid), 1452 nucleotides long. Lineage: Eukaryota; Metazoa; Arthropoda; Insecta; Hemiptera; Aphididae. The record is from the annotation of a GenBank genome assembly.
AUGGAGAUUAUCAAAUCAAAUAAAGGUGGUAACAAAGGUUUUUACAAAGGUUAUGUAUAUGUUGUAAAGUAUAUUGGCGUAUCAAAAAUAACCUGGAGGUGUUCUCAGAGGUGUUCAAUGAAAUGUACUGGAGAAUUAUACACCGAUCUCAAAAUGGAGAACCCAGAAGUAAAAACAGGACAUAGUCAUUUGAAAGAUGAUGACAGUGUUAAGAUAGAAAAAGCUUUGUGUGCGAUGAAGGAACGAUCGAAAGCUGGUUUAUCUAAACCACUUGAAGUUUAUGCGGCAGAAAUUUCUAAGUUGGAUGGUAACACUAGAGCGAAGAUGCCAGUGGAAGACCAUGUUAAAAGAACAUUAAGAAAUCAACGUUCUGCAUUAAAUCCAGUUGAGCCAACUAGCCUUGAUAAUUUGGUCAUUGAUGAUGAGUGGUGCACAACAGGUCAUCCUGAGUAUGAAAAUUUUUUAAUUUUUGACAAUGGUAUUAAUUCCGAAGAAAGGAUUCUAAUUUUCGGGACUGUAGAAGGUAUGAAUAAUUUAUCAAAAUCCAAUACUUGGUAUUUAGAUGGUAAUUUUUCACUAGCACCAAAAUUAUUUUUACAAUUGUAUGUCAUAAGAGUAGAGGUAGAUGGUAUUUUUAUAACUGCAAUUUAUUGUCUAUUACAAAGGAAAACAUCUGAAACAUAUAAAACAGUAUUUAGAACAUUGGUUGAAAAGUGUGCAGAGCAGAAUCUGUACCUGGAUCCAAAAUAUGUGCAUCUUGAUUUUGAAAAGGCUGUAAUUAAAGCUGUGCAUAAAAUCUUUAACAAAGAAGUUAUUAUACGUGGGUGCUUCUAUCAUCUGUCACAAUCAACUCACAGAAAAAUUCAAGCUUUAGGUCUAGAAAAAUUAUACCAUGAAGACCCUAACUUCACAAAAUUCUGCGGAAUGUUAGAUGGUUUAGCAUUCUUACCUCUAACAGAUGUUGAACAAGGAAUGUCAUAUUUGCGAUCUAUUAUGCCUGAUACUGCCUUAGAUUUAGUUGAAUAUUUUGAUUCUACAUAUGUAAAUGGCACUUUCAAGCGAACAAAUUGUCCGAUCAACAAAAUAAAAUUUAAAAAAGUUCAACCAAGGUUUCCUCCAAGUGUCUGGAAUGUCCAUGAGGCAACGUUGAAUGAUCAACAUAGAACGAACAAUACAACCGAGGGUUGGAAUCAUAGGUUCUCAAAUCUAGUAGGUCAUAACCAUCCAUCCAUUUGGACUCUGUUAAAAAAAAUGAGAUUAGAAGUUGCUGUAGAUGAUACCAAAAUAAGGCAGUACAAUUUAGGAACUAUUCAACCAGUGAAAAAAAGGAAACUUACAGUAAAAAAUCAAAAUACAUUAAAGCGACUAUGCGUAGAUUACAAUGAAGGAAAAAGAUCAAUUGAAAACUUCUUAGACGCUAUUUCAUACAACACACGAAUUAAAUUGGAUUAA